Messenger RNA from Aureobasidium vineae, 1770 nucleotides. The record is from the annotation of a GenBank genome assembly. Lineage: Eukaryota; Fungi; Ascomycota; Dothideomycetes; Dothideales; Saccotheciaceae.
AUGCGCCCGUCUCUAUGUCCCUUCUGCGAGGCUGCUGCCUCGAUGGCGCGGCCAGUCUUUGCUAUGCGCUCCACGCGCCACAUGGCUACUAUGCAAAAACCUCGACCAAAUCGAAUGGAUCUGUCGCCCAAGGUCGCCCUCCCAGAUGCCAAACCUCCGAGAAGACGUACGAAUAGCCCUUUCGGUGGCAUGAACGUCACACAUGCAGACUUUCGCAAUGCGCCUCGUCAACGUCCAUCGACGGCCGAACAAAAGAGGGCCACGCGAAAUGCUCCAGAAAAGUACAAGCCAAAGGAUGAGAAGGACAAGGACUCGUUCAAAGCCUUGAAGAUGCAGCGCGCUCUCAGUCAAGUAUCCUACAGUCAUCGUUCUGCCGUCAAGCAAAGCAUAGCCGAUACCGAAUCUUUCAACGAGUUUGGUCUAUUACCUACCGUCCACCAAUCCAUUUCAACUCAGGUACUGAAUGGUUUGGAUGAUACUUCCCCUACCCCAAUUCAACGUCUUGCGAUUCCUGCUUUGCUCGGGACCAAUGGCAAGAGAUCCAAAGAUGCUCAGUCGAUGCAGCAGUACCUACUGGCUGCAGAGACUGGAUCUGGCAAAACUCUGGCCUACCUCCUACCAGUCAUCGAUGCUCUGAAGCGCGCCGAGAUUACUCAGGCCGAACAAGAUGCUCAGGUGGAGAAGGAGGCAGCUGCGCGCAAGAACAUGUUUGAACUCGAAUCACCACCGCUAUCAAACGAGCCUCAUCCAACUACCGGCCGCCCACGUGCCAUCAUCUUGGUUCCUACCGCAGAGCUAGUGCAGCAAGUCGGUGCCCUGGCCAAGUCCUUAUCCCACACGACCAAGUUCCGUGCAGCUCUCAUCUCUGCCAACUUUACCGGUACCGUUAUUCGCAAUCGUCUGUUCUCACCUUCAGGCGUCGAUCUCCUCGUUUCAACCCCACACCUGCUCGCGAGCAUUAGUGAGAACGAUCCCAACGUGCUCUCGCGAGUCACACAUCUGGUCAUCGAUGAGGCCGAUUCACUUCUUGACCGCUCCUUUGCACCCAUCACUGGCAGCAUCCUCGAUCGUGCUACUCCAAGCUUGAAGCAGCUAGUGCUCUGUUCCGCCACCAUUCCUCGUAGUCUGGAUUCCUACCUCCGCAAGCGUUUUCCGGAUAUUCGUCGUCUUGCCACUCCGAAUCUGCACGCCAUUCCUCGUCGUGUCCAGCUCAGCGUCGUAGAUGUCGAAAAGGACCCGUACAAGGGUAACAGAGACCUCGCUUGCGCAGACACCGUCUGGAAUCUCGGUCGUGAAGCAGGUGAAGAUACCGUCAAGAGGGUGAUCGUCUUUGUGAACGAGCGUGAAAAGUGCUCCGAGCUGUCGCUGUAUCUCCAGAGCAAAGGUGUCGAUGCCAUGGCGCUCAGCCGUGACUCUGACGAACGCAAGCAGGCACAGGUCCUCGCCGAAUUCACUGGCGCGAUUGUUGAUUCGAAAUCCAGCCAAACCAGACCAUCAGCGCCUCGUGCUCUACCUGGCAAGAGACAAUUGAGCAACACAAAGGUGCUCGUCAUGACUGAUCUCGGCUCUCGUGGUAUCGACACCUUGAUGGUACGCAACGUCAUCUUGUACAAUGUACCCCACACCAGUAUCGACUUUAUUCAUCGCCUUGGACGUGUCGGUCGCAUGGGUAGACGCGGCCGUGGUAUUGUCCUCGUAGGUAAAGGAGACCGCAGAGACAUUGUCAAGGAGGUCCGCGAUGGAAUGUUCAAGGGUGCCGCGCUCAUAUAG